Pocillopora meandrina is the source of this 933-nucleotide messenger RNA. The record is from the annotation of a GenBank genome assembly. NCBI's taxonomy places the organism in Eukaryota, Metazoa, Cnidaria, Anthozoa, Scleractinia, Pocilloporidae.
GAUGAAAGCUUCGACAACUCGUCUGUUCCUAAAUUAUCCAACGUUCUCUUAGUUUCAUACAUAGGAAACUGCGUACUUAAUGUCUUUUUAUCAUUUACGGCGACUUUUGGAAACAUCGUGAUAGCAAUUUCUCUUCGAAAGAUAUCUUCGCUUCACGCUCCGUCUAAAGCAUUGUACUUUGGUCUAGCUCUCUCCGAUCUCGGCGUUGGUGUGAUUGGUCAUCCACUUUAUUUGGGUUAUCUUUUAACUGAGAUGAGUUCGAAUGGUCAAUCAAAACAAGACGGGGUAAUCCACGCUACUCAUAACAUUUUGUCCGUUUUGCUUUGUGCAAUUUCAUUGCUAACCAUGACAGCCAUAAGUAUGGACCGCCUUCUAGCACUGCGCUUAAAAUUCAGAUACCGAGAAACAGUAACACUUCGACGGGUAACUAUGGCUUUGAUAUUUUCAUACAUUUUAAGCGCAACUAUGUCAACAGCAUUCUUAUGGAAUUACCCUCUGUACCUAGGGGCAACUUACGGAGGGAUUUUUGUGUGCGCCCUUAUAUCCUCUGUGUGCUGUAUUUUGGUGUAUGUAUCCAUUCGGAAGCAGCGAACAAGGCAAGUCUUUCACUACACUGCUUCCAGGUUGCCUUCAUGUAUCCUUAAAAGAAACGCAGACGACAGCUCGUUCAAUAUGUUGACAUACCGGAAGUCGUUCGUUAGCGCGCUGUAUGUAUAUGCCUCUCUGUGUGUCUGUUAUCUCCCUUACGUUUGUUUGAAAAUCAUCGGCCGAUUCAGUGGAUGGAACGAUGAUGUUUCAGCGGCGUUUUAUUGGUGCGGGACUUUGGUUUUGUUCAAGUCUUCUUUAAAUCCUCUUCUAUAUUGUUGGAGAAUUCAAGGCAUUAGACAAGCUGCAAAAGAGACCGUCAGAAGACUGAUAUUUUGUUUCAAAUGA